GUUCAACUUCCUUCUCAUUACCGCUGAGUUUCCGCCCUCUCAGUUUCGUCAUUGGCCAUUCCUUUGCUAUUGGGCCUAGUAACAAAACGAAAAUUUCCGCGCUUUCAGCUCACAAAUUGAAGAAGAGUGGCGGGAGCUGUUGUCAACCUGGGGCUGUUGUCAAGAAGUUACAUUGAUAGGCAUUCAUAACUUCGUUAUAAUCGCACCAGCCGUUGAUCUGCCGUAGUCUUGACAGGUUUCACAGUGAGAUUAGUCCUACGAUUGGGCAUGGAUUAUAAAAGACGCAAUGGUGGCCCUUAUAUGGGUGGUGCGUCCCAGGCCAAACGGGAUAAAACAGCUGGUGAAUGGGAGGACAGUCCAUCACAGUUUGAAGAGGAAUUGUCCAUGUUCGACGAAGCAGAGAUGGAGGCAGAGGAGAUGGAGGGGCAGGCAGGUCAUGAUGUCAUUCCUGUAGGUGACCUCUUCUCAGCAGACCUUAACCCUCGUUGGCGGCGGCCUCAUGCCCCUUCACUGGACCCAUCAUCUGAUACUUUGGUGUUUCAGCAGAUUGAUCUUGACUAUUAUUUAGGGGCAACAGUGGCUGGCAUGCCUGGCCAGUCACAGGGAAAAGUCCCAAUCAUUCGAAUGUUUGGGGUGACAGACAGUGGCAACAGUGUGUGUUGCCACAUCCACGGUUUUGCACCUUACUUCUAUGUUCCUGCACCAAGCGGGUUCACAUCUGAUUACCUGGGUGAAUUUAAAAGAGAGUUGAACUCUGUUGUCCUGAAGGACAUGCGAUCCAAUAAGGACAACAUCUCUGUCACAGUUUUGGCUGUGGACAUUACCCGCAAAGAGAGCAUGUAUGGUUACCAUGGAAAACGCAGUCUGGAUUUUUUGAGGAUAACAAUGGCGAUGCCUCGUCUCAUUGCCCCAGCAAAGAGACUGCUGGAGCAGGGCUUCAAGUUUGGACCUUUCCCCAUCCAGGUUUACCAAUCCUUUGAGGCCAACAUAGAUUUUGAGAUAAGAUUUAUGGUGGACAGUGAUGUGGUGGGAUGCUGCUGGAUUGAACUUCCCAAAAGCAAGUACAGAGUGCGUGAAGAGAAAAGCAUGGGGGGCACGGAUGCUCGGUACCCAGGCAAGGAGUCCUUGUGUCAGUAUGAGGUGGAUGUGGGAUGGACAGAUUUGAUAAGACACCCUGCAGAAGGAGACUGGCAAAGGAUCGCACCGCUCAGGGUCCUCAGCUUUGACAUCGAGUGUGCAGGAAGAAAAGGAAUCUUCCCAGAAGCAGACAAAGACCCUGUGAUUCAGAUAGCAUCUAUGGUGCAGCGGCAGGGGGAGACAGAGCCCUUCAUUCGCACUGUGUUCACUCUUCAGUCCUGCGCCAGCAUCGUGGGCUCUCAGAUAUUGUGCUUUACACAGGAGAAACAGCUACUGCAGAGCUGGGCGGAGUUUUUGAGGACGGUGGACCCAGACAUUAUCACUGGAUACAACAUCCAAAACUUUGACUUUCCCUACUUGAUUGACAGGGCAACUGCUUUAAAGGUGAAUCUCUUUCCUUACCUCGGCCGAGUGCGAGGCAUCAAGUCAGUCUUGCGAGAAUUAAACUUCCAGAGCAAGCAGAUGGGCCGCAGAGAGAACAAGACCAUUAACAUGGAGGGCCGAGUUCAGUUUGAUCUCCUGCAGGUUCUUCUCAGGGACUAUAAACUGCGCUCGUACACACUGAACGCAGUGAGUUUCCACUUCCUGCAAGAGCAGAAAGAGGAUGUGCAGCACUCCAUCAUCACUGAUCUGCAGAAUGGGAAUGAACAAACACGUCGUCGUUUGGCUGUCUACUGCCUGAAAGACGCCUACCUCCCACUCCGCUUGCUGCAGAAGCUGAUGUGUGUGAUUAACUACAUGGAGAUGGCCAGAGUGACCGGUGUGCCUCUCACCUACCUGCUAUCAAGAGGACAGCAGAUCAAAGUCGUCUCUCAGCUGCUGCGACAGGCCAUGAAACAGGACCUGGUCAUGCCUGUUGUAAAAGCAGGAGGAGGAGAAGACUACACUGGAGCGACUGUCAUUGAGCCAGAGAAAGGGUAUUACAGUGUCCCUAUUGCCACCCUGGAUUUCUCCUCCUUGUAUCCGUCCAUCAUGAUGGCUCACAAUCUGUGCUACACCACCCUGCUGCAGAAAGGCUCAGCAGAGAAACAGAGCCUCUCACCAGAGGACUUCAUCAAGACUCCGACUGGUGAUCUGUUUGUGAAGAGCUCUGUGAGGAAAGGACUUCUACCUGAGAUCCUGGAGAAUCUGCUGUCUGCCAGGAAGAGGGCCAAAACGGAGCUAAAGAAGGAGACUGACCCUUUCAAGAGGCAGGUGCUGGACGGCCGACAGCUCGCACUCAAAAUCAGCGCAAACUCCGUCUAUGGCUUCACAGGUGCUCAGGUGGGCAAGCUGCCCUGCCUAGAGAUCUCACAGAGUGUCACAGGUUUUGGAAGACAGAUGAUCGAGCAAACUAAACAGUUGGUGGAGUCCAAGUACAACAUUUCCAAUGGUUACCAAGGUGAUGCCAAGGUAAUUUAUGGGGACACAGACUCCGUCAUGGUUAAGCUUGGAGUUGCUACGGUGAAGGAGGCUAUGGAUAUUGGGACGGAGGCAGCAGAGUGGGUAUCGUCCCAUUUCACACCGCCCAUCAAACUGGAGUUUGAGAAGGUGUACUACCCAUACCUGCUGAUCAACAAGAAGCGCUACGCUGGCCUCUAUUUCUCCGCCAGUGCAGACACGCAUGACAAGAUGGACUGUAAAGGCAUUGAGACUGUCCGCAGAGACAACUGCCCUCUGGUGGCUAACCUCAUCAACACCUGUCUGCAGAGAAUCCUCAUAGACAGGGAUCCCCAGGGUGCUGUGGCUCAUGCUAAAGAAGUGAUCUCAGACCUACUGUGCAACCGUAUCGACAUCAGCCAGCUUGUCAUCACCAAGGAGCUGACGCGCACCGCCCAGGAGUAUGCUGGCAAACAGGCACACGUGGAGCUGGCUGAGAGGAUGAAGAAAAGAGAUGCUGGCAGCGCCCCGAAUUUGGGAGACCGAGUUCCAUACGUCAUUAUUAAGGCUGCAAAGGGAGUAGCAGCAUACAUGAAGUCAGAGGACCCCAUCUUUGUCCUGGAGAACAACAUUCCUAUAGACACACAAUACUACCUGGAGCAGCAGCUGUCCAAGCCCCUGCUGAGAAUAUUUGAGCCAAUCCUGGGAGAGAGCAAGGCAGAGAACAUCCUGCUCAAGGGCGACCACACGCGCUGCAAGACUGUGUUGACCUCGAAAAUCGGGGGCCUCAUGGCAUUUGCUCAGAAGAGAAGCACCUGCAUUGGCUGCAAAGCUGUGCUCAAGACGGACGCGGCUGUGUGCGAUUUCUGUAAGAAGAAGGAGUCUGAAUUGUACCAAAAAGAGAUCUUUCACCUCAGCACACUGGAGGAGCGUUUCUCUCGCCUGUGGACUCAGUGUCAGCGUUGCCAGGGCUCCCUCCAUGAGGAUGUGCUCUGUACCAGUCGGGAUUGUCCCAUCUUUUACAUGAGAAAGAAAGUUCAGAAAGAUUUGGAUGACCAGAGUAAGCUGGUGGAUCGUUUUGGAUGGUGAGAGGCGCACACACACUCAAUCCUCACGUGCCUCAUUUCAGAUGACCAUGGAAUCACUCAAUUUUUCUUUCAUGUUUUUGGGUGCUUGUAUAAAUGCAUAUAUAUCACUAUUUCUAUGUUUUUCUAAUAUGACAUUUAGUGUUUUUGUAAAAUAAAAUCAAAAAUCAAUCUAUUC
Perca flavescens (yellow perch) is the source of this 3759-nucleotide messenger RNA. It is a transcript of the gene pold1, whose product is annotated as polymerase (DNA directed), delta 1, catalytic subunit. Gene Ontology annotation, cellular component: delta DNA polymerase complex. The coding region runs from base 268 to 3585 and encodes 1105 amino acids. Lineage: Eukaryota; Metazoa; Chordata; Actinopteri; Perciformes; Percidae. Gene Ontology annotation, molecular function: nucleotide binding; DNA binding; DNA-directed DNA polymerase activity. Gene Ontology annotation, biological process: nucleotide-excision repair, DNA gap filling; DNA-templated DNA replication; base-excision repair, gap-filling. The transcript has 27 exons. The record is from RefSeq and is a predicted model, not a curated record.